GCACUAUAUCACUUAUUGCUACGGGGGCUACACCACGCGGUCCCUCAAAAAUUAUAUUAGAUAUUAUACUGAACCCAGUGCCAUAAAUACUACGUCUUAUUUACUUACUGUUGGACGUUGUCUGGAAUCAUCAGCAUCACGCACGUGUAAAAAUGUCUUGUGACACAAGAGAAGAAAUAACUGCUGGUGAAGAUUGUUUAAGUGCAAUGGCUCGAUUGUCUGUAAUUAAUGCAGCAUCAUCUAUAAGUAAUGAUAAUGAUAAAAAACCUCGAAGUAAAGGUGAGACACGUGGGCAAAAAUUAUCAGGAUUGACACAUGAGUGCGGAGUGUUCGGUUGUAUUGCUGCUGGUGAUUGGCCUUCUCAAGUUGAUGUUGGUCAAGUUAUUUGUCUUGGACUGGUGGCAUUACAACACAGAGGUCAAGAAAGUGCUGGUAUUGUAACAAGUGAAGGGAUAUGCGCUAAAUCAUUUCGUGUUCACAAGGGAAUGGGAAUGAUAAAUAAUAUUUUUAAUGAUGAUAGCAUGAGAAAAUUAAGAGGUAAUCUUGGAAUAGGACAUACGAGAUACAGUACCAGUGCAGCCAGUGAAGAAGUUAAUUGUCAGCCAUUUGUUGUUCAUACGGCACAUGGAGCACUUGCUGUUGCUCAUAAUGGAGAACUUGUUAAUACGGAAUCACUUAGAAAAAUGGUACUUGGUAGAGGUGUUGGAUUGUCAACGCACUCAGAUUCCGAAUUAAUAACACAAGCAUUGUGUUUAAAUCCUCCGGAAGGUGAAGUCAACGGUCCUGAUUGGCCAGCACGUAUAAAGCAUCUUAUGCAAUUGGCUCCGUUGUCUUAUUCUUUAGUUAUUAUGCAGCGAGACAAAAUUUAUGGUGUACGAGAUCCUUACGGUAAUCGUCCACUUUGUCUCGGUAAAAUUGUUCCUGUUGGUAAACUAAUUGGAAAUGAUUCAGACGAUGAUGAAGAUGCCGAAGGCUGGGUAAUAUCAUCAGAAUCAUGUGGUUUUCUUAGCAUUGGAGCCCGUUAUGUACGUGAAGUAUUUCCUGGUGAAAUUGUUGAAUUAACUAGAGAAGGAAUAAAGACUAUUGAUAUUGUUGAGAGGCCUGAUAAAAAACCUCAAGCAUUUUGUAUAUUUGAGUACGUUUACUUUGCACGAAGUGACAGUAUUUUUGAAGGUCAAAUGGUGUACUCAGUAAGAAUGCAAUGCGGUAGAGUUCUAGCUAUUGAAUCACCAAUAGAGGCAGAUAUUGUCAGCUCAGUACCUGAAUCGGGUACAGCAGCAGCCCAUGGUUACGCGCGUGAAUCAAAAAUUCCAUUUGCUGAAGUACUUUGCAAAAAUAGAUACGUCGGUAGGACGUUUAUUCAACCCAGUACACGAUUAAGACAACUGGGUGUCGCUAAAAAAUUUGGAGCACUGUCAGAAAAUGUCAAAGGAAAGAAACUUAUCCUUAUUGAUGAUUCAAUAGUACGAGGAAAUACUAUUGGGCCAAUUAUAAAACUUCUUCGUGAUGCUGGAGCUAAAGAAGUACACGUAAGAAUUGCUUCUCCACCAUUGAAAUAUCCAUGUUACAUGGGGAUCAAUAUACCAACGCGUGAAGAAUUGAUAGCGAAUAGACUUGACAAUAUUAAAUUAGCCAAACAUGUUGGUGCUGAUUCACUUGUAUAUUUGUCUGUGAAUGGACUCGUUACCGCUGUAAGACACGGAAUGGAUAAUCGACAAAGCAGUUAUAUCGGUCACUGCACUGCUUGUUUAACUGGUGAAUAUCCAGAUGAAUUACCUGGUGAUCUUGUUUGGUGAAAAAUAAAAAAAAAACUAUUGAAAUACCUCAAGCCUAAUUAAUAUUUAAAUGUUAGUAAAUGGACUAAAUAUUUUACAAAAAAAUAACAUUCCAAGUUACCUAACAGUGCAGAUAAUUCAAGAGUGCCCGUGUAAAAAAAAAAUACCUUCCAAAUAUCGCGUGCCAAAUGCCAAAAGGGCGUAUAAAAAAUUUUUUUUUUGCCAUUCUUUUUAGAAUCGCUCGAAACGUAAAGAUCUGCAGCCAAAAAAAUUUUGACUUACUAACGCCAAAAGGGCGUAUCUUAAGAUGUACGCCCUUUUGGCUUUAGGAAAUUGUCGGUCUAAAGCCAAAAAGGCGUAUAAAAAAAAAUCAGGAUUUUUAAAAAUUUCGGAAAACAGUCUUCAAAAUUGUCCGGAGAAGGUUUUUAUGAAAAAAAUUUUUGACAAAGUCAACAUUUUCGAUGGUAGUAACUUUAAUUUUUCAUCAUCUUGGACAGUCCAAUGUAAUUAAAAUAAUCAUCAACUUUAAUUUUUAAUCAACUAGGAAAUUCCCAAAUAAUUAAUGAUUAUAAGCUAGAGAUAAUAAAGUUCAAUAUUCGUUCUUAUAUUCAACGCCAUGCGGAGCGUAUGGUGGAAAGCUAGUGUUUGAGACUUACGCCCUUUUGGCUUUGAAAAUUUUUUUUUCAUUUUUAGACUUAGAACAUGUCUACAAAACGAUUGACACAAAAAAAAAAAAAUUGUACGCCCUUUUGGUUCUUUAAAGCCAAAAUGGCGUAUAAUUUUUAUACGCACUUUUGGCAUUUGGCACGCGAUAUGUCCCUGACCGUGAAUUUCCGAAAUUGAGGCAAUGCUGAACUUUCCGGAAGGAGUUGAACAUUUUUGGAAUUUUAAAAUAAUUAUAAGUGUGAAAAAUUUUCAACUAGUGUGGAUUUUUCUGGCGGGUUUCUAUUUUUUUUUUAAUUUUUCAAGCAAAGAUGAUUUGAAUUGACAAUUUUGUGAGUUUGUAAUUAGUUGCAAUCACUUAUUCUUUGGACUAUUGUUGAGCAAGUCAAAAAGUUAAAAAAAAACUGACCUUCCCAAAAAGUUCUAAAAAAUGUUUAUAUAUAUUUUCAAGUUAUUUUUAUUUUUUUUUUGCCUCAUACCUGAAUAAUUCUGGUAAGAGUCGUAAAUGUUCAUAAUUCCUAAUUAAUUCCUUUUUUUUUUUUAAUGUUCUUCAACCCAAAAAAUUGUCAAAUCAAAUUAUUUUUGCUCAAAAAAUAAAAAAUAAAAACGCAUAGGAAAAGUUUACGCCAGUUGAAAAUUGUUCACUUUCUAAUUUUUUCAAGUUUCCAAAAAUAUUAAACUUAGUUCAGAAUUAUCUCAAUUUUGGAAGUUCACUGUCAUGAACUUUUUUGGAAAAAAUUUUUUUUACACGAGUGAAUUUAAAUUGUAAAAAAAAUGAAUACUAAUUGGAAAAUGAAAUAUCA
This is a messenger RNA of Microplitis mediator, 3241 nucleotides long. Its product is annotated as amidophosphoribosyltransferase-like. NCBI's taxonomy places the organism in Eukaryota, Metazoa, Arthropoda, Insecta, Hymenoptera, Braconidae. The record is from RefSeq and is a predicted model, not a curated record. Gene Ontology annotation, biological process: purine nucleobase biosynthetic process; purine nucleotide biosynthetic process. Bases 153 to 1796 code for a protein of 547 amino acids. The transcript is spliced from 8 exons. Gene Ontology annotation, molecular function: amidophosphoribosyltransferase activity.